Molecule: messenger RNA, 2125 nt
Organism: Solea solea (common sole)
Lineage: Eukaryota; Metazoa; Chordata; Actinopteri; Pleuronectiformes; Soleidae
Product: coagulation factor XI-like
Exons: 9
Coding region: 921-2039 (372 amino acids)
Biological process (GO): proteolysis
Cellular component (GO): extracellular region
Molecular function (GO): protein binding
Source: RefSeq, a predicted model, not a curated record
CAAUAUAAAAAACAUCAUCACUUUGACUCAACAACACAUAUCAUAACACACAUAUUUAUGAGAAUUUUCAUUUUGUGUCCUCUAUACGACAUUCAGCAUUAUUUUACACGUUUCUGCUUCAGGUAACACUUUACAGAAGUGUUUUGGCUUCUCUCUCUCUUUACAGGUCACCACACUGGAUCACCUACUUUGUUUGGUAAUCCAUAUAUUUGAUUUGGCAUGUCGUAAAGUAGAAUGUUCAUAGUUCAUUUUGUGACACAGACCCAAAACCAGACGUAACAUAAUGCCAAUGCAGACAUGCUCCGGCUUUGGCAGAGGUGCCAUUCACCCUGUUAUGAGUUCAUGUACCAUCAAAAUAAUGUUGGAGAUUUUUUGAAGGUUGAAAUCCUUCAUUGUGGAACCUCAAGGUGCAACCGUUUGGCUGGAACAGCAGUUCCUAGUUCAAAUUCCGGUUCAGUCAGGUGGAGAUUGAAUGUUCUCUCUGCCUCAGUCUCAAUAGUUUUUCACCAGUAAAUCUGGCUUUCCACCAACAGUGGGUAAGACUCGUAACUGACUGUAUGAAUGUGUGGGUGAAUGGUAAUACUGACAUAUCUGCAUGCACUUGCAUCCACCUUGGUGCUCUCACCCUCCAUCAGUUCACUGUUCCUAUCGAGAGGAGUUCUUUCCAAGACUUCUUCUUUGUACAGUAGCUUAUUCCUCUCUUGUAAGCCACUUUCAUAAAAGCCUCUGCUGAAUGCAAAUGUAAAUAUUAACAGUCAAAAUGUCAUUCUUAUUCAAAAUAGUUCUGUCAUCAAGCUGCUCAUGCCCUUUUCUACUUGCUGUCAGGUGAUUGAUUGAUUCUCCGCCUCAGGACAACACUGAAGCGGUUCUAUAUCUGUAUAAAUACAAGCCCUCUGCAGAGUGUCAGCACAACCAAGAAGAUGGAAACCCUUCAGCUUUUCGUGGUACUGCUCUCCGUGUGCGGCCUGUCCUAUAGCAAAGAAUGUCGCCCAUAUCUCGUGGAGAACAUAGAUUUCCCAGGAACUGACAUAACAUUCCUCUACUCUCCUGAUGUGAAACACUGUCAGUAUCUGUGCACCGAGCACCCCUCCUGCCUCUUCUUUACCUUCAUUCGACAAGACUGGACAACAGAUAACAGGAACUUUUACUGCUACCUUAAAUCCACUCCCAGUGGACAGCCUGAUGUCCAGACUCCACUACUUGGUGUCACCUCUGGCUUUUCUCUCAAAACCUGCAACUUUAACUCAAAACCAUGUCUGUCUCAGGUUUACCAGGACAUCGACUUCUACGGAUCAGAUUACAGAUUCCUGUUCACGUCCAGCUCUGAUGAGUGUCAGACAUUUUGCUCCAAUGACCCGAACUGUCACUUCUUCACUUUUAUAAACAAUGCCUACACACCAGAGAAAUACAGGUUUAAAUGUCACCUUAAACAGAGCUGGUCGAUACCACGGACUCUUAUUGUAAAGAAAGAGGUUGGCCUAGUAUCUGGAUUCUCUGAACAGCUACAAAUGAGUCCAUAUUUGGAGCCAGCGUGCCAGAGGAAGCUUUUUGCAAACACUGAUAUCCCAGGAAACAGCUUGGAGACCCUGCCUGCUGCCGGUGCUGAGCAUUGUCACGCCCUGUGCUCUGCUCAUCCAACUUGCACCUACUUCUCUUAUGACAGUGACUUCAACUGCUACUUGAAGAAUAAUCCAAAUGAAAUGGUGAGGAAGUCCAAAGAGGGCGUCACAUCUGGGAUUCCAUCGCGUUUCUGUCAGCUGGAUGAUGACUGGCUGAAGGUGGAUUAUGACGGAGUGCAUUUCCAAGGCUCUGACAUUGGCAACGUGGCGAUGCAGGAUGCAGACAAAUGUCGGGAGACAUGCACUGCAGAUCGUCAAUGCCAGUUCUACACCUACUUUAAAGAUUCCCAUUCCAACAGUGAUUACAGGGGACUCUGCUUUAUGAAGAGUGUCAUCACCAUUUGGGCUCCUCCUCAAGUUUCCAAACUCAACAAUGUUGUGUCUGGAUUCCCCCUGAAGAGCAAAUGCUCACAGGUGUAAUAAAUGUGUACAGAGCAAGAGUGACAACCCUCAUGCUCCCAGCAUUGUACUUCUCCUAAAAAUAAAUACAUUUCACCAAUGCAUAA